This is a messenger RNA of Paramecium primaurelia, 417 nucleotides long. The record is from the annotation of a GenBank genome assembly. Lineage: Eukaryota; Ciliophora; Oligohymenophorea; Peniculida; Parameciidae.
AUGUAGGAUAAACAUUUUAUGGUCCAAUUUAAUAAGAUUGCAAAUUAAUUAAUAAAAGAUAAUCAAGUCAACUUAAUAAAUUAUAUAAAUGAGUUCAUUAUAUAGUAAUCUCAAACCAAGAUCAGAAACAAUGAAAUAAAAUAAAAUAUAUAGAAAGAGAAAUCUAAUUACGAAUAAGGAAAAAAUUAUAACCAAUCCUUUAUAGAAUAAUAGAUAUAAUUUACAAGAAAAUAAGUCUUUAUUCUAUUAUUAAUGAUGUAUUCGAAUGCUAUUGAUAAGGAUAAUCAAAAUAUGUAAUAAUCAGGAUUUUAUCAAAUUAACAUGGAAUUAAUAAAAUAGAGUUAAUGUAAAUAAUCAUAGGAAAAACUUAAGUGUAUUCAUUCCUAUUUUAUUAAUUUUUACAACAGAUUUCUAAAG